AUGUUAAAUAAUAUAUUCAAUGUUUUGGCUGCCACUGUGUCUAUGGCAGUCUUCACCUUUUUGGUUGGAUACAUUCCCUUGUACAUAAAAUUGGACCCCGCGUAUCUUUCACUCGCGUCUGUUGCCAGUAUGGGUCUUCUUGUAUCCACUGCUCUCGCUGUAGUCAUUCCUGAGGGAAUUGAGACCGUAUGGGAGGCAUCGAAAGCAAAUGGAGAGGACCAUAUCCGUGCCAUUGGAGUGCUAUUGUUAGCUGGAUUCGUAUUGAUGUACGUUUUAGAUAACCUCGGAAGCAUUCCAUACAUUGGGGAAGUCUUUGAAAAAUUCUACAAGAAUGAAAAUGGAAGGCUGGACCAGCAAUCUAAAUUGAGCCCUUCAACAAUCUUUAAAUCUAUUUUUCUGUCUUCAAUUACAUUAGGGCUAAUCAUUCAUGCGAUUACUGAUGGUAUAUCUUUAGGGACUUCCUUUACAAGGAUGAGUGGGUUCCAACUUAUGUUUUAUUUCAGUCUCUUGGCCCACAAAUUACCGACUAGUAUUAGUCUUGUAACAAUUUUGAUCAAGGAAAAUUAUUCCUAUAGUAUCAUACCCUUCCAUUUGGGACUUUUUGCCCUUGCGUCGCCAAUAACAAGCUUUGUAACAUACUUGGCGCUUUCAAUGGGGACUACUGAUCCAUUAGCGGUUGGCUACUUACUAUUGUUCAGUGGGGGGACAUUUAUUUACGUCGUAAUUCACGUAAUAUUAGAUAUAAACACUACGGGCGAUCAUGCAGAAAAGGGUAUGCCCAUGCCGCAAUCAGAAGACACUAGCCAAUUCAGCGAAUUUACUAUUACAGAAGAAGACGAAGAGAAUGAAGAAAUAUUAAUCAGAGCCAAAUCCAAUUCGUUGGAUGGAUAUCAAUUACUUGCUUCGUUGAUCGGAAUGUCCAUUCCAAUUAUAUUUGGAUUGCUUCUCGAACAUUGA
Messenger RNA from Dujonia railenensis, 957 nucleotides. The record is from the annotation of a GenBank genome assembly. Lineage: Eukaryota; Fungi; Ascomycota; Pichiomycetes; Serinales; Debaryomycetaceae.